Ipomoea nil (Japanese morning glory) is the source of this 1222-nucleotide messenger RNA. RefSeq lists its product as uncharacterized. NCBI's taxonomy places the organism in Eukaryota, Viridiplantae, Streptophyta, Magnoliopsida, Solanales, Convolvulaceae. Bases 333 to 857 code for a protein of 174 amino acids. The transcript is spliced from 3 exons. The record is from RefSeq and is a predicted model, not a curated record.
CGAAGAAGGUAGUUUGGCAGAUCUAAAACUCUACCUUACGUCUCCCUCCCUCGUCUUCAUUCCCUCUAAUAAAAAGCAUAUAGAUAUAUGCAUGCCAUUUUUGCUUCUUCAACACGCACUUACGCACUUCAUUUAUACCUGCGUGCACUGCUUUCUUCACCAUUACAUCACAUCUUCUUCCAUCUUCCACUUUCUACAAUAGUUAAUCAAAGUUUCUCGAAAUCUGGGAAUAUGAAUAUCUAGAUAGAUUGGUUGAUCUCUUUGUCAUUUCUCGCUUUUCAACUACAGCGUAUUAACGCGCACAGAACGAACUGUGAGUCCUCACUGUGAGAAUGGGGAAUUGCCAGGCGGCGGAGGCGGCGACGGUGGUGAUUCAACAUCCCGGUAACAAAGUGGAGAGGAUUUACUGGUCGAUCAGUGCUCACGACGUCAUGAGUUCUAACCCUGGCCACUACGUCGCCCUCGUCAUCAGCUCUCCGACGGACAGGACGGAGAACGGCGCCCCGGUAAAGCAGCUCAAGCUUCUCCGGCCCGCCGAUACUUUGCUCAUCGGGCAGGUUUAUCGUCUCGUCAGCUUCGAAGACGUUCUCAAGGAAUUUGCUGCCAAGAAGUGCGUGAAACUCGGGAAGUUGUUGAAGGAAAGCGCCCGACUUGGCCUCGACCCGAAAAGAAACUCGGAUGCUCCGGCUCCGAAUCCGAAACCAAGGGUGGCCAAGGCGGAACACGAGGCUUACCAUCUGGGAAGUAGCGGCAAUAGCAGCAGCAGCACUAGCACUGGCAUUACAAGUGUGGGGAGGCAUCAUGGUGGGGGGCAAUGGAGACCAGCCUUACAGAGCAUAGCAGAAAUCGGAAGUUGAACGCACUCACUCCCAAACACCAACAAAUUAAAGCAGUGCCACUUUCCAAGAAUAACACAUCCAAUUCCAAUGCUUACUUUUCCUACCCAGAAUCUCAGAUUCUCCCUUACAAGUAACAACAAAGGGAUCCCUCCACCCUUCCCAUACUUUUUCAACCCUCUUUACUUUUUCUGAUUCAGAAACACGGGUCCAAAGCUUUUCUAGUAAGUCUGAUCUUGCCAUCAUGAGGCAGGGAACUAUCCGUUUACAAUGUUGUUAAUGUAGUUUACUUCCAUUUUAUCCAUCCAUCCCAUAUAAAUAUGUAAUCAGAUGCGCAUGCAUUUCAGAGAAGACCAAAUGACAUUUGCAACUUUUCAGUUGAAAUA